Messenger RNA from Myzus persicae (green peach aphid), 1263 nucleotides. Its product is annotated as zinc finger MYM-type protein 1-like. The record is from RefSeq and is a predicted model, not a curated record. NCBI's taxonomy places the organism in Eukaryota, Metazoa, Arthropoda, Insecta, Hemiptera, Aphididae. The annotation marks the transcript as partial. The transcript is spliced from 3 exons.
AUGUGCACGUUUUGUGUUUUAUUUGCCAGGGAUUUCGGAGGAAAGGGAAAUCAUCAACAAUUAGGAAUCUUAGUUAAUAAGCCAUUUAAUAAUUGGAAAAAAGCUAUUGAAACUUUAUCCCAUCAUAGCACAACACAGUUUCAUAAAAAUAGUGUAAUAUUUGAGUUAGCACUUCGAGGGCGAAAUGAUUCGGGUCCUCUUGAUUUAAAUAUUGUUGAACCUGAUCAUAAUGAUGGUAAUUUAAGAGCACUGUUGCGUAUGCGAAUUUCAUGCGGAGACAAACAAUUAAUUAAUCAUAUUGAAAAUCAGUCUUUAAACGCUAUAUACAUAAGUCCUACGAAGUCGUUUUCGGUUCUCGUUGACGAAACUACCGACAUAUCACGCAUAGAACAAUUGACUCUUUGUAUUAGAUAUAUAGAUUCAGUAGAGACAACUAAUACUAUUAAUUAUGUUUUACGUGAAGACUUUUUACAAUUUGUACCGGUUCACAGCACUACUGGUCAAAACCUAGCCUCUGUAAUAAUAAAUUCAUUACAAGCACUUGGAAUUAACGAUAAAUAUAUGGUCGGUCAGGGUUAUGAUGGCGCUGCGUCCAUGAGUGGAAAUCUUAAAGGCGUCCAAACUAUUAUAAGGGAAAGUCAUCCAGCAGCACUUUACGUGCAUUGUAGUGCGCACUCUUUAAAUUUAGCGCUAGCUCAUUCGUGCAAUGUUCAAUACGUCAGAAAUUGUAUUGGUACAAUAAAAUCUAUUGGAAAUUUCAUUAAAAGUUCGGCUAUGCGGACAAAAAUAUUAAAAACUAAAAUAAAAAACAUUUUACCUAAUACCAAGUGGACUAAACUGACAUCAAUGUGUGACACUCGUUGGGUUGAAAACCACAACGGAAUUCAAAGAUUUGUUGAAAUUUUUCAACCCAUUGUUGAAACUUUGGAAGAAUUACAAUUAGUUCAAGACAUCAAUACGUCAUCAAAAUCAAUUCAAUUUUAUCGAGCAAUAGUUACUAGUGAAUUUAUAUUAAGUAUGGUUACAUCAAAUACUCUGUUUUCAAUGACACUUCCACUGUGUAAAAGUUUACAAUCAGUUAGUUGUGACUUAGUAGAAGCUGUACAACAUAUCGAGACAAUACUAAACGAAUUAACUCAUUUACGUGAAAAUAUUGAUCAUACGUUUAAUGACAUUUUUGAAAAAACUGAACUUCUUUUAAAAUCUAUUGACGGAGAAGAAAAUAUUAGAAUUCCCAGAAUAGUAGCUCGUCAACAAAAUCGU